AUGUCAUCUGGUGGUCCACCUAAUCCUAGUAAGGGGAAAGAGAUAGCAAAGCCUAAAGCAAAAAAGGCACCAAAAAGGCCAUGCUAUCUAAUAAAAGUUCCUCCUACAAGACCAUCCACAUCCAUUCCAAUCAUUGUUGCUAACACACAUAGUGCACCGUUACAAUCGACCUCCCCGGCUGUUGCACCCAUGCCAUUACCAUCCAUAUUUGUUCCUAUUGUAGAGGCAACACCACCUCCUGUUAUGGUACCCAAACCACCUUUUGUAAUGGUACCCAUACCACCUCCUGUUAUGGUACCCACACCACCUCGUACUAUGGUGCCCACUCUACCACCUAUUACUGUACCCACACCACGCCCUCCUUUGGUACCUACAACACCUUCUAUUAUGGUACUCACACCACCUCUUAUGAUGAUGCCAAUUCCACCCCUUGUUGUGGUACCACAACCUUCUUCCUCACCCUCUUCUGUUGUUGUUAUACCUUCUCCAUCAUUAGUCCCUUCACCUAGUAUUCCCGCGUCUUCAAAUCCCACUGAUGCAGAUGCUGUUGUUGUUGACCUUCCUCCCCAUGAAUGA
This is a messenger RNA of Vigna unguiculata (cowpea), 576 nucleotides long. Lineage: Eukaryota; Viridiplantae; Streptophyta; Magnoliopsida; Fabales; Fabaceae. The record is from RefSeq and is a predicted model, not a curated record.